This is a messenger RNA of Chelmon rostratus (copperband butterflyfish), 1677 nucleotides long. Its product is annotated as CCN family member 1-like. Gene Ontology annotation, biological process: signal transduction. Gene Ontology annotation, cellular component: extracellular region. Bases 88 to 1212 code for a protein of 374 amino acids. Gene Ontology annotation, molecular function: protein binding. The record is from RefSeq and is a predicted model, not a curated record. The transcript has 5 exons. Lineage: Eukaryota; Metazoa; Chordata; Actinopteri; Chaetodontiformes; Chaetodontidae.
GCAAGCGCUCGCCAACUCACUUGCAGGUCUGGAGUUUGACAGAGGGAAGAUUUUUCUGCUCAGGAAAGAGAAGCUCAGCUCGUGAAGAUGUGGAAAGUCUGUGUUGUUGCUGUGAUCGUCAGUGUUACGCUGGUGUCAGCCUCGUGUCCAAAGGACUGCCGGUGUCCCCCUGACACCCCUCGAUGUGCGGCAGGAGUCAGUCUCACGCUGGAUGGCUGUGGAUGCUGCAGAGUUUGUGCACGGCAGCUCUUUGAGGACUGCAGCAAGACACAGCCAUGUGACCACACAAAGGGACUGGAGUGCAACUUAGGAGGGAGAUAUGGCUCUGCGCAGGGCAUCUGUCGAGCCAAAUCAGAUGGAAGAACUUGUGAGUACAACAACAAGAUUUACCAGAACGGGGAAAUCUUCCGUCCAAACUGCAAACACCAGUGCACUUGCAUGGACGGCGCUGUUGGAUGCGUGUCCCUCUGCCCGCGUGAGCUCACGCUGCCCAAACUGGGCUGUGCCAAGCCCAGGCGGGUCAAGGUGCCGGGACGGUGCUGUGAACAACUCGUCUGCCCCGGAGAAACAAAGACGGAGAGCUCUGUGGGAAAGAAGCACAGGAAAAAGCACAGCAAAGAGAGAAGACCCUCUGAAGAAGACCUUACCAACAGGAAUGAGUUGGCUCCUGUGUGGAGAGGAGAGUCAAAGUCUUUACCUGCUUUCAUGAGUCACCCAAUGGGCCACAUGAAGGUCAGAGGUGUCGAGUGUACGUCUCAAACCACAGCUUGGUCCCCCUGCUCCAAAUCUUGUGGCACUGGAGUGUCCACCAGGCUGACCAACAGCAACACCCAGUGCAAACCGGUGAAAGAGACUCGGAUCUGUUCAGUCCGCCCAUGCAAGCAAACGACCUUUACCGGACUGAAGAAAGGUCAGAAAUGUAGCCACACAGAAAAGGCCAGCCGUCCAGUCAAACUGUCCUACGCAGGCUGCCGCAGCCUGAAAAAGUUCCAGCCGAGGUACUGCGGGUCCUGCUCGGACGGGCGAUGCUGCAGGCCUCACCGGACCCAGACGUCACCUGUCCGCUUCCGAUGCAGAAAUGGCGAGAUCGUCAGCAGGAUGGUGAUGAUGAUCGAGUCUUGCAAGUGUACCCAAAACUGCCCCAGCAGCAGCGAAAAGACAGCUGCCCCCUACAGACUGUUUAAUGACAUCCACAAACUGAAGAAGUUCUGAACUCAAGAGGACAACAAGACCCCUGAAACGCUGACUGCGCUUGAGGUUGAGGUUGGCGGUCUUGAGGUUGCAGACAUCUGUAGGAUGAAUUUCUCGAACUCUUAUUGUUCAUGAUUUUGCUUCAUAACACUGGAGCCUUGUGAUUUGCUUCUUUUAGAAGCAUUUUUUUUUACAUUGUGAAAAUUCUUAUUUUUGUAGUUAAACCAAAAUUCAUACACAACCUUCACAUAUUUAAGCCUCUCUUGACAAGACAUGUCACAUGACAACACGGAAAUGACAUAAAAACUAUGGCAGCUACGAAAUCAGUCAUCGCACACGUCGCUAUGUUUCUGCUGAUUUACUGUAUUUACUCAUUUUAUUUAUAAGGAUUAAUAUAUCGUACUUCACCUGAUGGGUUGUUAGAUUUCAUCAUGAGAUAUUGUACAAUAAACUCUACCAUAUAUGAGGUAGCCAAUUAACUGCAAA